Molecule: messenger RNA, 9501 nt
Organism: Fopius arisanus
Lineage: Eukaryota; Metazoa; Arthropoda; Insecta; Hymenoptera; Braconidae
Product: fibrillin-2-like
Exons: 13
Coding region: 355-8982 (2875 amino acids)
Molecular function (GO): calcium ion binding
Source: RefSeq, a predicted model, not a curated record
UCGAGUUCCGCCGGCGCAUCUUUUCGGGGUUCAAUCGAUUAAAACCGAUAUUACAUGGCCUAUCCAAAAUUAAAUUAACGAAUUGAAACACCAUCAACCCGCAAAUCAAUCCGAAUUUCACUCAUCCUCAUGUACAAUUUUUUUAUUUAUCCUGUUAUCGAUGUCAGGUGCCCCCGUGAUAAGUGAUAUAUAUCCUGUGAGCAGUGAUUGUUCAUUAAAGUCUGGAUUAAUAAAGUAACGAGAGAAAAAUAACGCAUACAUUCCGAUGCUGAGGUCUCGCUGGACGGUGAAAAAUCGGAGAUCGAUCGGUCGAUGAGAGAAAUAUCAAGUAAUCGUUGACUAGCUGGUGAAAAAAUGAGACUGGUAAUUUGUCUCUUUUUACUUGUGUCAUCGACUCAUCAGGAUUCAUUCCGGGAUCGGCAGUACCAUCGACCAACUCGUCCAACAACACCUCAGGACGUCGAGAAUAAUCAGACGGUCGCACCUGUUGGGCCCAAUGUGUGUCGGAUGCGGUCCCACAGGAGUUACUGCUGUCCUGGCUGGACCCGGAAAACGGAAACUGGUCUAUGUGUUGUUCCAAUCUGCACAAGACGUUGCGGUCCAGGUCGAUGCAUCCGUCCAAAUGUAUGUCUCUGCGAGGGAGGAUCGAUUGGAGCAGCUUGUCAGUCAUCCUCACAAGCUCCCCCAACACGAGGCCAUGAUCUUCACAGAGAGCCACAAACUAGUCGUCCUAGUGGUUCUGGAAGCUGCAGGGCACAAUGCAUCAACGGAAAUUGUGUGGAUGGUAGAUGCCAGUGUAGACCGGGAUAUCAGGGUGAAUUCUGCAAUGAGCCGAUCUGUCGUGAGCCAUGCCUGAACCAGGGAAGGUGCAUUGGUCCUGACAGAUGCGCCUGCAUCUACGGCUACACCGGGAGAAAAUGCGAAACGGAUUACCGUACAGGUCCUUGCUACACUAAAGUCAAGAAUGGACAGUGUCUGGUGCAUCUCCAGGGUGUUGUCUGCACGAGGCAGAUGUGCUGUGCCACCGUGGGGAAGGGCUGGGGACAUCCCUGUGAAAGAUGUCCUGCGAGACUCGACUGCGAGCUUGGUCACAUCAAGACUAAUAAAGGAGAAUGCGUUGAUAUCAAUGAGUGCGAGGCGAUUCCUGGUCUCUGCGAAGGCGGAAAGUGCGUCAACACCCCGGGGUCGUUUCAGUGCGAGUGUCCUGAAGGACAGGCUAGGGAUCUGGAGACUAAUGAGUGCAAGGACAGGGAUGAGUGCCUGGAAGAAGGUGUUUGUGCUGAUGGAAGGUGCAUCAAUACUCUCGGCGGAUUUUACUGCGUUUGCAAUCCAGGAUUUAUCCAGAGUCAAGAUCGAACAUAUUGCAUUGAUGGUCGACAAGGAUUGUGUUACACAGCUGUGAAUCACAACGGACAAUGCAAAAAUCGUUUGGGCAUGAGGCUGAGUAAAAAAGAUUGCUGCUGCGGUAAAAAUAUGGGGAGAGGCUGGGGCGAGGAGUGCUAUAUCUGUCCAGAUCCUGGAAGUGAUGACUACAACAAAAUCUGCUCCGAGGCCCAGCACAUCGCCAUAAACGAGUGCGUUUUUCGCCCAGACAUUUGUGGCGGUGGAAAAUGUAUCGACACAGAAGAUGGUUACGAGUGCGAUUGCUUCCCGGGGUACGUCAAGCAUUUGGGACGGUGCGAAGACGUCGACGAGUGCCAGGAGGGCUACUGCGAGGGUGGAACGUGUCAAAAUCUUCCUGGGAGCUUCCUCUGUCAUUGUCCCCCUGGUUUUGUCGUGUCCGGUGAGGGGAAGUACUGCAGUGAUCACGACGAGUGUCAGGACACGGGAAUGUGCACAAAUGGUCACUGUACGAACAUGAAUGGGUCAUUUCGGUGUCAGUGCAAUGACGGGUACAUUCUAUCGCCAUCGAAGAACACAUGCACUGACAUAAACGAGUGUUUGGAGAAUCCCCGAAUCUGUCUGAACGGCAGAUGUGAGAAUACCCCUGGUUCGUACCACUGUGUGUGCCAAUCUGGAUUCACGCCGUCAGGCGAUAACACCUUCUGCGUGGACAUGGACGAGUGUUCAACAACAGGGAUGUGCAACAACGGUAGAUGCGUGAACAUGGAGGGCUCCUUCAAGUGCGUGUGCGAUUCGGGUUUUCGUCUUGGUCCAGACCAGAGCCACUGCAUCGACAUAGACGAGUGCCUGAGCGCGCCAUGUCAAAAUGGCCGGUGCAAGAACACACCGGGUAAUUUCAAAUGCGAGUGUAACCUGGGAUUUGAUCUCGGGCCAGACGGUCGAUCCUGCCUGGACACACGCCGCGAUCUCUGUUACUCUCAAUACCGGGACGGUCAGUGCUCGAACCCAACAUCAACAGCAGUGACAAAAUCGAGCUGCUGCUGCUGCACAAUAAUCCUGGGUCAGCCCCUGGGCUGGGGAAGCAGCUGUCAACGCUGUCCCACCCCGAAUACCCCUGAAUUCGACGCUCUCUGCCCCCACGGCGCCGGUAUGACGUACAACGGUGACGACAUAAACGAAUGCGCCCAGAAUCCCAACAUCUGCGUCAACGGCGGCUGCGAGAAUCUGAUGGGAACAUAUCGCUGCAUCUGCGACAGCGGCUACGAGUUGGACUCCACUGGUAAGAUCUGCAGCGAUAUCAAUGAGUGUGACCUAGAGCAGUCCCUCUGCAGCGGUGGUCAAUGCCGAAAUACACCGGGAAGUUUUCAAUGUGUAUGCCCAACCGGCACGAGAUUAAACAGCGCUAACCAGAUGUGCGAGGAUAUCGACGAGUGUGACGAACUCGGGGCUGAUGUCUGCAUCAACGGCAUCUGUAUCAACACGAAGGGCUCCUACCAGUGCGAGUGCUCCAGUGGCUACAUCCUAGACAACACCGGUCACAUAUGCAUGGACAACAGACGAGGCACCUGCUGGACAAAAAUCAUAGACGGAAGAUGCGAGAAUAAUUUCCCGAGACUAGCACUGAAGUCAGAGUGCUGCUGCUCGGUUGGCGUCGCCUGGGGCAGCCCCUGCGAAACCUGUGAUUACUCACUCUGCGAGUGCUCUAAAGGAUACGCUAAGGUAGAUGGCAAGGCCUGUGCUGAUAUCAAUGAGUGCGAGCUCAACACGGGAAUUUGCAAGGGUGGAGGAACUUGUGUAAAUACUGAUGGCUCGUACAGGUGUGAGUGCCCACCGGGACUGACCCUCGAUGCCACCCACACGACCUGCAUCGAUACCAGACAGGAGACGUGUUUUAUGGAUUAUCGGCAUGGACAGUGCACCAGUCCCAUUGAGGGUCGCUUCUUCAAAAGUAUCUGCUGUUGCUCCGUGGGACGAGCCUGGGGCAGCGACAAGUGUGAGUUAUGUCCCAAGCCGGGAACACAGAUGUUUACUGAGCUGUGUCCCAAAGGGGAUGGAUUCACAGAGAAGAUCGAUAUCAAUGAGUGCAUCGAGUUCCCUGGUAUGUGUCAGAAUGGACGGUGCAAAAAUACCGUGGGAAGCUACAGCUGUCGAUGCAAUCAGGGAUACGCUCUUGAUGAGAAUGGAAUAAAGUGUAAUGACAUCGAUGAAUGUGAAAUAAUGCACGGGGUAUGCGGUAACGGCACCUGCGUUAACACCCCUGGUACAUUCCAGUGUGAGUGCGACGAGGGAUACAGGGGCUCGGACAUCAUGAAGGUAUGCAUGGACAUCAACGAAUGCGAGGAGACACCUGGUCUCUGCAGGGGUGGCACCUGCAGAAAUACCGAGGGAGGGUACAAGUGCAUCUGUCCACCGGGACACGAGUUGAGCCCUGACAAGCUCUCCUGCAAGGACAUUGACGAGUGCUCGAGAACGAGUGGCAUCUGCUCCAACGGCGUCUGCGAGAACAUGAUGGGAACGUAUCAGUGCAUCUGCGACGACGGCUUUCGGCAGACUGGGCUCAAGUCCCACUGCGAGGAUAUCAACGAGUGCGCGGUGAACAAUGGUGGCUGCGAGGAUGUCUGCACGAAUACUCCUGGGAGUUUCACGUGCUCCUGCGGCCCGGGGCUUGCUAUUAAUUUGGAUGGACGGACGUGUUCGGAUGUUGACGAGUGCAAGGAGAACCCGAGAAUAUGCAACGGGGGCAAGUGCAGUAAUUCCGUAGGAACUUAUUCCUGUCACUGCACCCAGGGUCUGCUUCCUGGAAAUGAUGGCACCUCGUGCAUUGACAUCGACGAGUGCGUUACGCAGCCCAGGGUGUGUGGCUACGGUGAGUGCAGAAACACCAUUGGAUCGUUUGAUUGUCGGUGUGAUGAGGGAUACUCUGUCAAACCCGACGCCGGCCCAGACUGCACGGAUGACGACGAGUGUCUUCUCAAUGAUCACUCGUGCAGUGAAUUCGCUGCCUGUCAGAAUACUCCGGGAUCCUAUCAGUGCACCUGUCACAACGGCUUCACGGGCAAUGGCCUUGAGUGCAGGGAUAUCAACGAGUGUCUUGUCAAUAAUGGAGGAUGCGAUAUGAAUGCCCAGUGCAUCAAUACCGAGGGCUCCUUCAAGUGCGUCUGCGACGCUGGGUUCACGGGGGAUGGAUACACCUGUCGUGACAUUGACGAGUGCACCAAUGAUCCCACUUUGUGCGAGAAUGGACACUGUCUCAAUUAUCCGGGCUCUUUCAGAUGUGAAUGCGAAAUGGGAUUCAUGCAUCCUGAUGAGAAUAAUGAGCAGGCCUGCAUUGAUAUCAAUGAGUGCGAUAUGUUCAGGAAUCUGUGCGUCUAUGGAAAGUGUGAGAAUAUAUUUGGUAUGUUCAGGUGUGAGUGUGCGGAUGGGUACAAGUUGGAUGGAUCCGGUGGUAACUGUACGGAUAUUGACGAGUGCGAGAGUCCCCAGGCUUGUCAGUACGGCAAGUGUGUUAAUACUCAAGGAACCUACAGGUGCGAGUGCCCGGUUAAUCAUGAACUGGUUGAGGCAGGUAAUGCUUGUGUCGAUCGUCGAGAGUCACUAUGUUUCACCGGUGAUGAGCGCGGUACUCGUCGUCCGCAGUGUGUCUUCGACAUGUCCUCCUCCGUGACUAAAGCCACCUGUUGCUGCAGCAUUGGAAAUGCCUGGGGUACCCGUUGCGAAGAGUGUCCAGAACUUGGUACCAGAGAAUUUGAGGACUUGUGUCCCGGUGGUUUGGGUUACCGGCCAAAUCGAGUGACAGUCAUCCUCGAGGAUAUCAACGAGUGUGAGGAGCAUGAGAACCUGUGUCAGAAUGGCCACUGCACCAACACUUUCGGGAGCUUCAUGUGCUCCUGCAAUGAGGGCUUUAUCCUCGACGCUACGAAGACGAGCUGCAUUGACAUCGAUGAGUGCUCGUUACAUCCUCAAAUCUGUGGAGUGGGUUACUGCAUCAAUGACCAGGGUAAGUAUCACUGCGAGUGUCCAGAAGGCUAUAUGUCGAUGCCAGGUGGCAAGGAGUGCGUGGACAUGCGAAAGGAAUUAUGUUACAUGAAAUACGAAAGUGGUGAGUGUACCCACUCGAUGGUCCAUCCACAGACGAAGAUGUUGUGCUGUUGCUCGAUGGGUGCGGCGUGGGGUCAGCCCUGCGAGAGAUGUCCAGGUGAACGAACACGUGAACACGAGAUUCUCUGUGGAAUGGUACCUGGACAAAUCAUGAAUCCCAUCACCAAUCAUACUGAAGAGAUAGAUGAGUGUUCCCUGAUGCCGACAAUGUGCACACAUGGAAGGUGCAUCAAUACACCGGGUAGCUUCGAGUGCCAGUGCGACAUCGGUUACGUCUACGAUGAGGACUCCCACCAGUGCAUCGAUGAAAAUGAAUGCCAGCAGACGCCUAAUCCAUGCUCCGGUAACGCCCAGUGCAUCAAUCUCCAGGGCACCUUUGAAUGCCGAUGUCCAGUCGGUUACAAAUUGGGAAUAAGUCAGCGCAGCUGUGUCGACAUAGACGAGUGCUUUGAGAGACCUGGAAUUUGUGCCAAUGGUAUCUGCAAUAAUCUUCAGGGUAGCUUCCAGUGUGUCUGUCAUUUGGGCUUUGCUCUCACUCGAGAUCGAGACUCAUGCGUCGACAUCGAUGAGUGUCAGAGGAAUCUCAACAUCUGCAACAAUGGCACAUGCAUCAAUACCCUGGGGUCAUACAAGUGUCAGUGCUACGAAGGUUUCAAGCUGAGCCCGAAUAAUGAUUGCGCAGAUAUCGAUGAGUGCAGAGUGAUGCCGUUCUUGUGCAGAAACGGUAGAUGCAGAAAUGUCGUUGGCUCGUUCAUAUGUGAGUGCGCUGAUGGAUACAUCCUGGCUCAGGACGGACAGCAUUGCAGGGACAUCGAUGAGUGCGUCGAGAUACCGGGUCUCUGUCCCUAUCCUGGCAAGUGUCAAAAUCUCAUGGGCUCGUACAUAUGCAGCUGUCCUCCAGGCUACGAGCUUGACAGCAGUAAGAAGAGAUGCGUCGACGUAGACGAGUGCGUGGAGACCCGGAAUAUCUGUGAGAAUGGAAAAUGCAUAAACACCGAGGGUGGCGUUAUCUGCGAGUGUCCCGAGGGCUACAAACUCAGUGACAAGUGGAAUUCCAUGACCUGCAUCGACGUCAGGGAGGAGCAGUGCUACGAUAAAUUCAGGCGAGGACAGUGCAUGGCCCCGAGAUUGGGUGGUAUGACUAAGAAGCACUGUUGCUGCACGAUGGGCAAGGCCUGGGGACGGAACUGCGAGAUGUGCCCGAGGGAGGGAACAGAUGACUUCAGGAGUCUCUGCCCAGAGGGUCCAGGACGAGACGACACUGGUGUCGAUUUGAAUGAAUGUCUUUUUAUGGAAGACGUUUGUCACGGUGGCGACUGCAUCAACACCGAUGGCUCGUUCCGGUGCGAGUGCCCCCCUGGCUACACCCUCGACGAGACAGGACGGAGGUGUGUCGACCAGAACGAGUGCAUUCACAAUCAGAACAUCUGUGGAAAUGGCACCUGCUCCAACGUUGAGGGGGGAUUCGAGUGCUCCUGCAGCAGUGGCUUCACACCGGGUAUCAAUCAGGUCUGUGAAGAUGUAAACGAGUGCCUGGAGAUGGGGAAUCAGUGCGCCUUCAGGUGUCACAAUGCACCUGGUUCCUUCAGGUGUAUCUGUCCUUAUGGAUACGUUCUAGCAGCGGAUGGAAGGCACUGCAUCGAUGUCGACGAGUGCUCAACACCAGCAAAUAAUUGCAAAUUCCAGUGUAAGAAUCUCAUCGGUAGCUUCAUGUGUAUCUGUCCACCAGGAUAUCAGCAGAUUGGAAUGACUGAUGAGUGCAAGGACGUUGAUGAGUGCUCCGUAAAUUCUGGACUGUGCAGAAACGGCCGGUGUGUUAAUCUUGAGGGGAGUUAUCAGUGCAGGUGUUAUGAUGGAUUUGAAAGCAGUCAGGAUGGUAAGUCAUGCAUUGAUAGGAGAGUUGGUUACUGCUUCCUGAGGACAACAAGUGGCAGGUGCACUGCGAGAACAUCCGAAUUAAAAACAGUCACAAAAGCUGACUGCUGCUGCACCAUGGGCGCUGCCUGGGGAGCUCACUGCGAACUCUGUCCCUCGAGGGACUCUGAUAAUUAUAAUGAACUCUGUCUGGAUAAAGGGUUCUCCCUCGACGGACAAGACAUCGACGAGUGCCGAGCAAUUCCUGAUCUGUGCAGAAAUGGUAUAUGCAUCAAUACUCUGGGAUCAUUCAGGUGUAUUUGUAAUAAAGGAUACAGAGCGGACAGGACAGGGACGCAGUGCCAUGAUGUCAAUGAAUGCGAGUUAACACCUAGUCCUUGUCAAUUCAGCUGUCAGAACACGGAGGGGAGUUUCACGUGCUCGUGCUCUGUUGGAUUUAUUCUGAAUUCCGAUGGCGUGGGCUGCAGAGAUCUUGAUGAGUGCGCCACUGGGAAUCAUUUGUGCCAGCAGAAGUGCAUAAACACAGAGGGAAGUUACACAUGUGGAUGCAGGGAUGGCUAUACCCAGCAUGGAGAUGCUUGUCAUGAUAUCAAUGAAUGCGAACAGCACGGAACGUGUCCCAAACCUGGUACAUGUAUCAAUACACUUGGCAGUUUCCGGUGUAUUUGUCCAAGAGGUUUUAAACUCGAUCACACGGGCAAAUUCUGCACUGAUAAUAACGAAUGCAGUGACGAUGGAACUUGUGAGCAUGGAUGCCAGAAUUUCAUGGGCACUUAUCGGUGCGGAUGUCCGGAAGGAUUUGUUCAGCAUCUUUAUUAUAAUCAGUGCAUCGAUGAGAAUGAGUGCAAUAGUUCACCCUGUGGGGAGAGUAAUUGUAUUAACACUCUGGGGAGCUACAAGUGUGGAUGCUCUGAGGGUCAUCAGUUUGACAACAAUCGUCAGAGUUGUGUUCAGGUGAGUGCUGGAUGUGUGGGGAGUCCUUGCGCUUUUGGCUGCAUGGCCACUGGAUCCAAUGGAUUUUUAUGCGGCUGUCCCAGUGGAUAUCAACGCAUUGGCCAGGGACAUUGUCUCUCCACGAUUAAUCCAAUGGCUCAAGGAGGAUACAGAGAGGACAUCGGUAAUGUUCCGACCUACGUCAUCAAUCCGGAUCCAUAUCACAUUCCACCGGCUGACGACAAAAUUAUUUCCACGGAAGGAUGCUUCUCGUGCAAGAUUAAUGGGAAGGAGAGGCACAGAAGAGGCACCAAAAUUCGACAUGGCAAUCACACGAUUGCUCUCGCGCAUUUUUCAACGGGGAGUAGAAAAUUCCGACAGCUGUCGAAGAAAUCGAUACUUCGAAAAGGAAGAAGGCAUCAUCAUGGAGAGGAAUAUGUUAUGAAACUCCAUCUCAAACAGACGAAACAUAAAAUGCGCAUAAUAAAGUUGCAACCAGCGCUCAAGGACGAAAAAAUGGAGUACACGAUAGUAAAAGGGAACAAAGCGAAUCACUUCGAGGUGGCGAUGGACAAGGGUGGAAUAUGGGCCCUGCACUUCAGACAUCAAUUGAAAAAAACUGGUGAAUUCAAAGUCGUCAUCCAUGGCCGGCCAGUCAACGGGAUAACAGCUGAGAACGAAAUCUGGGAGAAACCUCUGACAUUCAGAGUUCACAUCGUCGUAACGGCGUAAAAUCUCUACAAUGUCGAAACACUAUUUUCCAAGCUCGAAAAACGAACAGAAUAGAAAAAAAAAUCGAGGUAAUACACGGAAUUCAAAUUUCACCAGUUAAAAAAUUAAUAGAAGAUCGGAUUUUUAUUUUCGCACUGAAAUUAUCGAUUUUAUUUACUUCGAAUAACAAAAUUAAUGAAAUAUCAUAAUUAAAGUAAAAUAGAAACAGAAUAGAAUGAUAGAGUCUGCUCAUUUAAUUUUGAUAGAAUUCUUAUGAAGAUGUUCUUCUGUUGAAGAUUUUCAAUUUAUCGUAAUGUGCCUCGAGGAAUUUCUAUUCUCACACUGCCAAAAUAUAUAAUAUAUAUUCGUUCUUAAUUAAACCCGAAACGCUUGCCAAGUAUUCAAUGUGACAAAAAGAUCUAUGAAAUUGUGUUCGAUGAAAUUUGUGUUCAGACUGUAAUUGUCUCAGAAAAAAUAUUUAAAUGAUGAAUUAUAAGACGUACGAAGUAUAAUUUCCUGGAAAAAUGAGACUCACGCAUU